Molecule: messenger RNA, 1149 nt
Organism: Lolium rigidum
Lineage: Eukaryota; Viridiplantae; Streptophyta; Magnoliopsida; Poales; Poaceae
Product: OVARIAN TUMOR DOMAIN-containing deubiquitinating enzyme 11-like
Exons: 10
Coding region: 286-960 (224 amino acids)
Biological process (GO): protein deubiquitination
Molecular function (GO): cysteine-type deubiquitinase activity
Source: RefSeq, a predicted model, not a curated record
UGCUGUUCUCUUCUUGCUUCCUUCCUCUCCCGGCGGUUGGCUUCCCUCCCUGCUCGUCUCAAUUCCCCACGCCACCAUCCUUCAGCUCGCUCCGGCGAGCACGCUUCCGCACCUCCUACCGCAGCAGCACGCCACCCGGAACGAAUUCCCCUACCAAAGCCCUCGCCUUUCUCCCUCCUCCGCUCUACUGGACCGGCGCCGAGUCGAGAUCCACCCGGGGCCGGGCUGAUUUCUGCCGUCGUCUACAGUGAACCCGUACCUUCUCAAUGCUCUUUCUGAGUUAGCAUGUCUGAACCACAGGAUCAUGUUAGUAAAAGCUCCUGCUCAAGUAUUAGCACCAGUACUCAGGGGAGCGAUGACGACGGCACCGUUGGUGCCCUUUUAACUGAGGCCAAAAACAAUGGGCGCAGUCUUGGAAAGCGUCUGUCUCACUUAGAUUCGCUCCCGCACACUCCUCGAGUCAAUGGGAAAAUUCCUGAUUUUAAUAAUGCAACAAUAGACCAUGAAUCAUUAUUGGAAAGAUUGGGCACUUACGGCUUAGCUGAAUAUCAGAUAGAAGGAGAUGGUAAUUGCCAGUUUCGAGCUCUGGCAGACCAGAUAUUCCGCAAUCCUGACUAUCACAGACAUGUGAGGAAGGCAGUAGUCAAGCAGCUAAAGGAAUUCAGGAAACACUAUGAAGGCUAUGUACCUUUGGACUACAAGGUUUACUUGAAGAAAAUGAAAAGAUCUGGGGAAUGGGGAGAUCAUGUUACCUUACAAGCAGCUGCAGACCGGUUUGGUGCCAAAAUUUGCCUGCUGACGUCGUUUAGAGACACAUGCCUAAUCGAGAUAGUCCCCAGGGAUGUUGCUCCUACAAGAGAGCUUUGGCUAAGUUUCUGGUGUGAAGUACACUACAAUUCCUUAUAUGCAAAUGAAGAUCUUCCGACGCGGAAGUCUAAAAAGAAGCACUGGCUGUUCUAGGUAGGGUUCGUUGGUUCUUAGUCCAGCAACGUCUGUAUUCAUUUUAUGUAACCUUAUUUCAUUCUGCUGAUGCUGUAAGUUGUAAUAUGGCCCUGGGGAGAAAACAGACUCGUGUAAGCCUAUGUACAGUGAAAUGCUGAAAAUGUUCUAUUUGUUUGCAAGGAAGACGAGACAGAGAAACUAGAUGUA